CAAAUACUAAUAUUUACAUUUUACAAGGAACAUUUGCGAAAAUGAAAUGAAAUGAUGAUGAUGAUGACGAAAUGAUGAUGGUUUACAUGCAAAUUUACCAAAACAAAGACCGAGCCCUCCACUCAAAAUUUCGAUCAGCUGUUCGAAUCUGUCUCAUAAAAUGGCUUAUUGUUUUGUUUUGAUUCGUAUCGCAAUCAUAAACAAAUACUGAUAAGGAGCGCAUCCAGCGAUAAAACGUCGCGCAAAAUAUUUGAUUGAAUAACCAGACUGAAUGCAGCCAUCAUUUUCGCUCGCGAGCGGCGCUCUGCUGGCAAGACGAUUCAGCAUCAGCAUUCAACGAAUUCGAAGAACCAUGUCGACCUCCAGCGGUUCCCAUCCGAGGGUUGCUAUUGCCCAGAUGCGCUCCACCAACGAUAAGAAUCACAACAUGGGCCAGGUCAAAACGAUCAUCCAGAAGGCCAAGGACCAGAAAGCUAGUUUUGUAUUCUUCCCAGAAUGCUGCGACUACGUGGGGACCAAUCGAGACGAAACGUUGAAGCUUUCCGAAACUCUAACCGGCCGAACGGUGACCGAAUACAAACAACUGGCCAAGGCAAAUGGUCUUUGGCUGUCGAUGGGAGGCGUUCACGAAUCGAUUGUCGGGGAGGCGUCCGAGAACGUUCAGAACAUCUACAACACCCACAUUGUGAUAGACGACCGGGGCGAGCUGGUGGCCAAGUAUCGAAAGUUGCACAUGUUUAACGUCGUGACGCCGGAGUUCAAAUUUCGAGAAUCGGAGACUGUCCGUUCGGGGAGCGAGCUCGUGUCUCCGAUCGAUAGUCCCAUCGGUAAACUUGGGCUGCAAAUUUGCUACGAUGUUCGGUUCGCGGAAGCGAGUACGCUUUUGCGGAAGCAGGGAGCGCAGAUUCUGACGUACCCCUCGGCGUUUGCUGUCUCAACGGGCCGUGCCCACUGGGAGGUCUUACUCCGAGCUCGAGCUAUCGAAAAUCAGUGUUUCGUCAUAGCGGCGGCCCAAAUAGGGUUCCACAAUAAAAAGCGAGAGAGCUAUGGCCACGCCAUGGUUGUCAAUCCCUGGGGUGUCAUCGUGGGGGAAGCUAGCGAGCAAGAUCUGGACGUGGUUGUGGUCGAAUUAGAUUUUGAAAAAUUAGCAACUGUUCGUCAAAAUAUGCCAUGUUUCGAACACAGGAGAGACGAUAUUUACAAUCUGUCAUAUCGGAAAGGAACCGCCAAACUGGAGAACUUCGACGAAAAAUAUAACUUUGGCGGUUAUGACAUUCCAAAGGAAACGAUUUUCUACUCGUCAGAGUUCUGCUAUGCCUUCGUUAAUAUUCGUUGCGUAGUUCCGGGUCAUGUGCUCGUGUCGACCAAGCGGUUCGCGGCCCGCAUGCCGGACCUCAACCCGGCGGAAAUCAACGACUUAUUCCAGACGGUUUGCAAAGUGCAAAAGGUAGCCGAGCGUUUGUACAACGGAUCGUCGUCCACGGUCACAGUUCAGGACGGCCCGGAAGCCGGUCAAACCGUGUUUCACGUGCACUGUCACGUGAUGCCUCGGCACGAGGGUGAUUUUCCGGAGAACGAUCAAAUCUAUGGCGAACUCAAUAGGCACGAUAAGCAACCGGAGAGGCCCCGCCGGCCAAUAGAGGAAAUGCGAGCCGAGGCGGACCGGUUCCGAGAGGAGUUUGCCCGUAUGGGGUUGUGAAGUUGCCCUGAACGGUGAAUUGAUGUUUAAUUUUAAGAAUAUGAAAUGUUAUGAAAUAUUCUCAAGGCUAGGUUGUUUUUUUAAUUUUAAAGUUUAAUAGGAGUAUAUCAAACAUUAAGAAUACAAUAGUCAUAGUCAUUAGUGAUGACUUUAAAUUAGUGCUGCUAAAUGUUUUUAUAUGAAUGAUGUCAAAUGGGUAAAAAUAAAGUAUCACAUAAUUUGUAUAAUAAA
Messenger RNA from Armigeres subalbatus, 1930 nucleotides. RefSeq names its product nitrilase and fragile histidine triad fusion protein NitFhit (gene NitFhit). Gene Ontology annotation, molecular function: bis(5'-adenosyl)-triphosphatase activity; hydrolase activity, acting on carbon-nitrogen (but not peptide) bonds, in linear amides. The coding region runs from base 272 to 1699 and encodes 475 amino acids. Lineage: Eukaryota; Metazoa; Arthropoda; Insecta; Diptera; Culicidae. The record is from RefSeq and is a predicted model, not a curated record. The transcript is spliced from 5 exons. Gene Ontology annotation, biological process: nucleobase-containing compound metabolic process.